Molecule: messenger RNA, 1029 nt
Organism: Caenorhabditis briggsae
Lineage: Eukaryota; Metazoa; Nematoda; Chromadorea; Rhabditida; Rhabditidae
Exons: 13
Coding region: 1-1029 (342 amino acids)
Source: RefSeq, a predicted model, not a curated record
AUGCCAUACGACCCAGAAGCCGAAAUUCGGGAUUUGGAGAGAAAAAUCCGGGAAGCACAAAGGCAAACGGAGAGGGCUCGUCAUGCCUUGCGUGAGCGCGAGGAAUGGAUGAGAGAGCCAAUGAAGAGAUUCGUGCCGCUCAGCUCGUUCGGAAUGAAAUUAUCUGUGAUUUCCAGACGAGCUCAUGCAAGCGAGAGAGCAGUCGAGACAGAUGGAGGAGAGAAUCGACGAUUUCUCCAGACGGAUGAAGGAGGAAAACAUCGACGUCAGCGAGAUGUGCACGAGAGUGAAGGAGGCGGCCCAACUUCCAGGCACUCUAAAAUUCAGAAAUUUGAGAACUUGAGAAAACUCGGGAAUUUAAAACCUGAAAAGUUGGAAAAUCAGAAAUUCUGCUGUCAAAGAAGAAUCGUCUCAAGGAAAAUAGAAAGAAAAUCUUACACCCUCAAGAUGAUGCGAGAAUACAAUAAUCCUCGUCAAAAAAAGAAAAGUCCACCUGAGGAACCAAUUGUCGUGGAUCCAGAACUGCUGAAGAAGCAUCUCGAAUGCGAGAAGGCGCAAAAUAGAAUUUUUGCUCUUCGGGCUCAACUGAAAGACGAGGAAGCAGCAUGUGGAACAAUCAAAUAUAAGACAAAAGAAACAAACAUCAAAAUACAAUUAAAAUUAAGGGAACACCGGAGGAAGCUAGCGGAAACAAGAAAGCAAAGGAAGAAGGAAGUUGAUGAAGCUGUUCGAGAGGCAGAAAAAAUUUCAUACGAAGUCAGUCUUUUGAGGGACACUCCACGAGAGGAAUUGGAACAUUGCAUCGAAGUUGUCCUUAAAAUAGAGGUGGAGAACGCGAUGUACAAAGGAAAGAUUGAGAUGAUCGAAGAAGAUCUGGAGGAAUGGAAGAUGGCUACUGCUCCAGUUGCUCCAUUGGAGACGGCUGAAUCGACGUCCUUCUCUGCUAUAGAUUCUACUAUGAAUGCUUUCUCCAUCAGCUCGUCCGAGCUCAAUAGAAAAUUGUACACUGAUUGGCCCAUCUAUACUUGA